UUAGGGUAAUAUAUUUACGAGUUAUUUUCAUGUUCUUGAGUGCGGUACUGCCGUUGGUAUAACUUAUAUGUGGGUGUCUCAUGUAAGUCUGUUUAUGUAUAUGCAUGCAGGGACUGAGAGAUUUAUCGUGCGAAGGAUCUUUGAUCAGAGUAAAGAGGAUGGGACAAGUUGAUGAAAAACCUUUUAUGAAAGUAUGCAAACAGAAAUUCAUUGACGAAAACGUUGAGGUGGAAUACGCCAUGCUUUGCUCAAAAUGGCAGAAUGCCCUCAACGACUCAGCAUGGCACCCAUUUAAACGAGUGGGGACUGGAGAAAAUAUGAAGGAAGUUGUGGAUGAUGAAGACGAGAAACUUAAGAGUUUGAGAGAAGAGUGGGGAGAAGAUGUGAAGAACGCAGUGAAGACAGCACUCGAGGAGAUGAACGAGUUUAACCCAAGUGGCAGGUAUAUAGUUCCUGUACUGUGGAAUUUUGAACAUGGGAGAAAAGCCACACUCAAAGAAGGUAUUGCUCACAUGACUCAGCAGAUCAAAAAUCUCAAACGUAACCGAACCUAAAAGGUAUGUACCAUAGCUUUUCAAAUUAAUCUAACCUAGGUUUAAGGCUAUACACAUUAAUAUAUGUAUGCGUCAGUUUCAUUCUAUGUUUUUAGCUUUGAAUAAAAUGGUUUUGUAAAAUAUAAAUUAAAUGAUGAUUCUAAGCGCUCGUGUUCUUGUGUUACAGGGAGCAGGAUGAUCAAUGAUGGAUGUAAGAUUGGUUAUUAACUAUUUUUUGUAACUGAUAAGUAAGCAGCUAUGUGUUGUUUUUAAAAGGAUUGUUAUUUGCUUCUCGGUGUUUCUCAUUUUGCAUUUUAAGCAAUCUAAACCCCUGGAAUGUACUCUUUUGAAACUUUGCUACAUUCCUACUAAUAUUAACUAUUUUCUUAUCCUUCUCCAGCUCUUUGGUUUGGUGACAUGUUUAUCUUUUGUGUCUUGUAAAUGAAAACCAACGUUAGGGUAACUAAAUUACAUGUUUUAUGUAUAUAAUGUCUUUACUUAAAUCAUCUUCUU
Messenger RNA from Brassica napus (rape), 1046 nucleotides. RefSeq names its product factor of DNA methylation 5. Gene Ontology annotation, biological process: gene silencing by siRNA-directed DNA methylation. The transcript has 2 exons. The record is from RefSeq and is a predicted model, not a curated record. The coding region runs from base 105 to 554 and encodes 149 amino acids. NCBI's taxonomy places the organism in Eukaryota, Viridiplantae, Streptophyta, Magnoliopsida, Brassicales, Brassicaceae.